This is a messenger RNA of Priapulus caudatus, 721 nucleotides long. RefSeq names its product latent-transforming growth factor beta-binding protein 2-like. The record is from RefSeq and is a predicted model, not a curated record. Gene Ontology annotation, molecular function: calcium ion binding. Lineage: Eukaryota; Metazoa; Priapulida; Priapulimorpha; Priapulimorphida; Priapulidae.
UGCCACACACGGGCUCAGCUUAGCGAGCGGUGCAGCAGGCGAGAUAUAACGGGACGUCACAGUGGACCUGAACUAUAGAUCGUAGACUACGCUGAUACUAGCCUAACUACGAAUAGCAGGCAGUCCAUGUGAUCGGACUUUGGAUAUAUACACGAAGCCGAGAGAGAAGAGAGAAGAGAGAGAGAGAGAGAGAGGGAGAGGAAACGGAAGACCUCACCAGAGAAUAAGGAAACAGGGUCAGCGCUCGCGCAACAGACCAUCAUGCUGCAACCAAGGUUAAUUGCGUUGAUGCUGAUACUCGCGGCAUCGACGACCCACGCCAAUGUCGCACCGGCUGACACGUUCAUCAUGGACCUGGAGCUAGGAAUGUUUGCCUGUCAGGUGGAUGAGGACUCAGACCACCUGCUACUAUUCAACAUCUCAUCUAUAUGCGACGGUGUCGACAACUGCGCGUCGGCAGUCGAUGAAGAUGUGAGCAGCAUGGAGUGUAGAGAGGACUGUCGUCCCGCCUGCGAGCAUGGCGCUUGCCUCAACAACAAAGGAUCGCAGUGUUACUGUGACUGCGACUGGGGCGGAGAACUCUGUGAUAUUCCAGACGUAAACGAGUGCAAGAACAGUCCAUGCCACAACAUGGCUUAUUGCACUAACACGUUAGGCAGCUACUAUUGCACGUGUCUUCCUGGAUUUAUUGACGUCAUGGGAGGCGGAAUAAUGUGCAUGG